Messenger RNA from Columba livia (rock pigeon), 1173 nucleotides. It is a transcript of the gene ATP5F1C, whose product is annotated as ATP synthase F1 subunit gamma. The record is from RefSeq and is a predicted model, not a curated record. The transcript has 10 exons. Gene Ontology annotation, biological process: proton motive force-driven ATP synthesis. Lineage: Eukaryota; Metazoa; Chordata; Aves; Columbiformes; Columbidae. Bases 124 to 1008 code for a protein of 294 amino acids. Gene Ontology annotation, molecular function: proton-transporting ATP synthase activity, rotational mechanism.
CCACUCCGCCCCCGCCGGAAGUAGCCGCAGACGUCGCCGAAGCACUUCCGGUGCCCGCCGCCCCAGUGCGCGCAUGCGCGGUGCGGGCGCGCUGACCUUCAGCGGGGCUGUGGUGGAGCCGCCAUGUUCGCCCGCGGGGCCGCCGUCGCCCUUUACCAGCCACAAUGGGGCCAAGUCAGGAAUAUGGCAACUCUAAAAGACAUUACCAGGCGCUUGAAGUCCAUCAAGAACAUUCAAAAAAUUACCAAGUCCAUGAAGAUGGUUUCUGCAGCAAAAUACGCAAGAGCUGAGAGGGAGCUGAAGCCUGCGAGGGUCUAUGGAACAGGAGCACUGGCUCUGUAUGAGAAGGCAGAAAUAAAGGCACCCGAGGACAAGAAGAAGCACCUCCUUAUCGGUGUGUCCUCUGACCGAGGUCUGUGUGGUGCUAUCCAUACGUCUAUUGCUAAAACCAUGAAGAACGAGAUUACCAACCUCUCGAAUGCAGGGAAAGAAGUUAUGGUGGUUGGAGUAGGUGACAAGAUCAGAGGUCUGCUUCAGAGGACACAUGGCAACUACUUCCUGCUGACAUUCAAAGAAGUGGGACGGAGACCUCCAAGCUUUGGAGAUGCCUCGGUCAUUGCCUUGGAGCUGUUAAACUCUGGGUAUGAAUUUGAUGAAGGCUCUGUCAUCUACAAUCGGUUCAGGUCUGUCAUCUCCUACAAGACAGAUGAAAAACCCAUUUUCUCUCUUGAAACAGUUGCUGGUUCUGAAAGCCUGAGCAUCUAUGAUGAUAUUGAUGCUGACGUGCUGAGAAACUACCAGGAAUUUACACUAGCAAAUAUUCUGUACUACUCCCUGAAGGAAUCCACCACCAGUGAGCAGAGUGCUAGGAUGACCGCUAUGGACAACGCCAGCAAAAAUGCUUCUGAGAUGAUUGACAAAUUGACCCUGACAUUCAACCGUACCCGUCAAGCCGUCAUUACUAAGGAGCUUAUUGAGAUCAUCUCUGGUGCUGCUGCUCUGGAUUAAUCGGAAAAAAAGCGGUUCAGCCAAAUCCAAGAGGUGAAGAAGAGCUGUUCUGAUCAUAUGGUUUAACCUGCCUGUGUUAACAAGACUGCUCUGUUAUUUUGUGAAGAAGUGGUAAAGUCCCAGAAAUCUGUAAAUUCUUAAAAUAAACCACCUACAUGAAACAAA